Messenger RNA from Cylicocyclus nassatus, 1029 nucleotides. NCBI's taxonomy places the organism in Eukaryota, Metazoa, Nematoda, Chromadorea, Rhabditida, Strongylidae. The record is from the annotation of a GenBank genome assembly.
AUGUCUUUGGCAAAGAACUUGGCAGCAUUCGCUUCGGUGGCUUCUGGCAUUAGCAUUGUGCUAGCCAUUGGAGUCGUUGGCUACAUGCUUAACGACAUCAACAAUUUCUACGAUGAUGCGCUGGUGGAGCUGAAUGAAUUCAAGCUAACUGCCAACGGUGCCUGGGACCAUAUGACCGAAACAAUCCGUGGCGAAGUUGUGCGCGAUGUGCGAAGUGUUUUCCAUCGCAAGAAGAAGCAGUCAUACGGCGGCGGUGAUGGUGUUGACGGCGGUGGUGGCUCCGGCGGUGACAGCUGCAGCGCUUGCUCGACAGAACCCAACAAUUGCCCUGUGGGACCACCAGGACCACCAGGACAGCCAGGAGCACCGGGAGAGGAUGGCGCACCAGGAGAGGCUGGUAGACCAGGAAAUGCCGGAAUCAGCACUGGCAAUGGUGGAAAUGGAGGCUGUAUGUCAUGCCCCGAAGGACCCGCUGGACCUCCAGGACCUGACGGAAGCGCUGGUCCACCUGGACCUGAUGGACAACCAGGACUACCUGGUCCCCCAGGAGCGGACGGAUAUCCCGGACAAGGCGGUGAACAAGGAGAUGCAGGAGGACCAGGCGCACCUGGAAUGCCCGGAAUAGCUGGACCACCAGGAGCUCCAGGGCAAAGCGGACGCGGCAAUCCAGGACCAUCUGGACCUCCAGGACCACCUGGAGCACCCGGAAAUCCAGGAUUCGAAGGAGAACCCGGACAAGAGGGACAACCAGGAUCGGAAGGAGUUGCUGGACCACCUGGAAAUCCUGGAUCACCUGGAAAUGAUGGUGAACAUGGCACACCAGGAACUCCAGGAAAUCCCGGAGGUGAUGCCGCUUAUUGCCCAUGUCCACCACGUACGGUCGACAGAGCUCCACAGGAGCAGAAGUAUGAGGACGCAGCCCCUGAAACUGGAGGAUAUCCCCCUGCUCCUCCUCCUCCAUCAGAAGGUUACAGCAGAGCUCGCGCAGUCAAGCGCGUCCGCAAAUUCCGCGUCGCCAAGGCUAUCUAA